Molecule: messenger RNA, 887 nt
Organism: Nestor notabilis (Kea)
Lineage: Eukaryota; Metazoa; Chordata; Aves; Psittaciformes; Psittacidae
Product: kidney mitochondrial carrier protein 1
Exons: 9
Coding region: 15-887 (290 amino acids)
Biological process (GO): transmembrane transport
Source: RefSeq, a predicted model, not a curated record
AAGAAUAAUCAAUAAUGUCAGCACUAAACUGGAAGCCCUUUAUCUAUGGAGGUUUAGCAUCAAUCACUGCAGAAUGUGGUACUUUCCCUAUUGAUCUGACCAAAACACGUCUCCAGGUUCAAGGUCAAGUUAAUGAUGCCAAAUAUAAAGAGAUCCGCUACCGUGGAAUGGUGCAUGCACUAGUCAGAAUAUGCAGAGAAGAAGGAUUGAAAGCCUUAUACUCUGGGAUUGCACCUGCAAUGCUACGGCAAGCUUCAUAUGGAACUAUAAAAAUAGGCACUUACCAGAGCUUAAAAAGAACAUUUGUUGAACAUCCAGAAGAUGAAACCCUCAUGAUUAAUGUUCUAUGUGGUGUUCUUUCGGGAGUCAUCUCAUCAUCUAUUGCCAAUCCUACAGAUGUCUUAAAGAUCAGAAUGCAAGCCCAAGGUAGUGUGAUUCAAGGAGGAAUGAUGGGCAACUUCAUACAGAUCUACCAAAAGGAAGGCACUAAAGGCUUAUGGAAGGGAGUAUCAUUGACAGCACAGAGAGCUGCUAUUGUUGUUGGAGUGGAACUGCCAGUGUAUGACCUUACCAAGAAGCACAUAAUUAUGUCUGGAUUUAUGGGAGAUACAGUAUAUACACACUUCCUCUCAAGUUUUACUUGCGGGUUAGCUGGAGCCCUUGCAUCCAACCCAAUUGAUGUUGUAAGAACACGCAUGAUGAAUCAGAGAAGCCAACAACAUGGGGGACACUCAAACUACAAGGGUACUUUGGAUUGCUUGUUACAAACAUGGAAGAAUGAAGGCUUUUUUGCUCUAUAUAAGGGGUUUUGGCCAAACUGGUUAAGACUUGGUCCUUGGAAUAUCAUUUUCUUUCUGACAUAUGAACAGCUGAAGAAAUUGGACUGA